This is a messenger RNA of Rotaria socialis, 222 nucleotides long. The record is from the annotation of a GenBank genome assembly. Lineage: Eukaryota; Metazoa; Rotifera; Eurotatoria; Philodinida; Philodinidae.
AUGAUAACAGAAUCCGCAAUGAUAUUUGCUCAAUGUGUCGGAACAAAUCUCGAUGAUCACAUUGGAAAUUGGUGAGCAAAUGGAAAGCGACAACCUGUUAGGAAUAUUAAUGAACCUGUUUAUGCUAAUUUAUCUGUUGAACAUGACAUGCAUGAUGAUUGAUCUUUUUGUUUUUUAUUUUUUCUCCUAAACCGGGGGGGGGGGGGGGGGGGGGGGGGGGGG